This is a messenger RNA of Oryzias melastigma (Indian medaka), 1590 nucleotides long. It is a transcript of the gene med22, whose product is annotated as mediator complex subunit 22. Gene Ontology annotation, biological process: regulation of transcription by RNA polymerase II. Gene Ontology annotation, molecular function: transcription coregulator activity. The transcript has 5 exons. NCBI's taxonomy places the organism in Eukaryota, Metazoa, Chordata, Actinopteri, Beloniformes, Adrianichthyidae. Gene Ontology annotation, cellular component: mediator complex. The coding region runs from base 299 to 901 and encodes 200 amino acids. The record is from RefSeq and is a predicted model, not a curated record.
AGCUCCUAAAUUGUCCAACUGGACACUGCACCUGAGCUACUUAAUGUCUUGCCACGCUAACUUUUAGUAGAUUUUACGCACCAUGACAAUAUCGUUGGUAGCAAAAGACCCGGAACCGUAUAAAUAUCACCACUGGGUGGCGGUAAUGCGCCGUUGAUCGGAAUCGAACACUUGGUGGUGCAAACAUAGAAGAAGAACUGUAGCAGUUUGAGUUGGUGCUAAUUUCUUGAUUUACCUAAAUAUUAUCGCCCAUGUGACUCCAGGUUUAGUGGUCUGCUUGCUUCUUAUUCUGGGCGUCAUGGCGACGCAAAGAGUGCUCCCUCAGAGCAAAGAGACUUUGCUGCAGAACUACAACAAGAGGCUCAAAGAUGACAUCAAGUCCAUCAUGGAUAACUUCACGGAGAUCAUAAAAACAGCAAAGAUCGAGGAGGAGACGCAGGUGUCCCGCCCAACUCAAGCAGAGCAGGACCACUACGAGAUGCACGUCCGAGCAGCCAACAUCGUUCGCGCCGGCGAGUCUCUCAUGAAACUGGUGUCGGAUCUGAAGCAGUUUCUGAUCCUGAACGACUUCCCCUCGGUGAACGACGCCAUCAGCCUCCAGAACCAGCAGCUGCGCACGCUGCAGGAGGAGUGCGACAAAAAGCUGAUGUCGCUGCGGGAUGAGAUCGCUGUCGAUCUGUACGAGCUAGAGGAAGAAUAUUACUCCUCCAGCUGCAGUCAGUGGGACAGCACUGAUCUGCCUCUGUGCGAGGCCUACCGCUGGCGAGACAGCUGGGCCUCCCCAAACAGCAGCUGCAGCUCCACGCACGGCGAUCAAGAGGAACCCGAGGGACCUCUGUCGCAGGAGACAAACGCACAAAACCUCAGCGAACUCGGGGCUGCCUCCAUAGUGAAACCAUGACUGAGGACUUUGGACGUGGACAGAACUCUUGUUCUGUAAAACCAGCAUUUUUUUUUUUUUAGUUUUUGUUUCAUUAAACCUUUUGUUGUGACAUUACGUUAAUCUUAUGUGAAAUUGGAUUAAAAAAUUCAGUUUAUUUUCCAUGUACAGCUUAAAGUGGUUAUUUUAUAGAAUAGUAGCCAUAAAAAGUCAAUCCACAUUAGCAAUUCUUCACAAUAAUAAAAAAUAACUUUAAUAUUUGAACAUUGCAUACUGUUUGACUUAAAUAUUUACACUUAAGAAGCAAACCUAAAAAAAUGAUGACAGGGAUACAGAAAUGUCUAACAUUUUUUGCUAUUUUCAUUUUAAAAAUUAUGCCCAAAAUAAAAGAACACAUCAAUAAUGGUUUUAUCUUUUCAAAAAAAAUUAAAGAAACAUAAGUUAUGUACAUCUAAAUUCAUUUGAGGAAAUUGUUCAGUCUUUCAGCAUGUUAAAGUAAAGUUGACUUGUUUUGAGGGUUUAAAAUUUCAUCUAAACCAAUUAUCCUGUUGACAUUCAAAAAUGUUGCAAAAAAGAUUUGGUUUCAAUGUGAAUUUAUGUGUUUUAGCAUUGAUGUUGAUUUAAAUCUGCAAACACAAAGGAAGGUGCUUACUGACCAAGAUCUAAAUCUGAAGAAGCUGCAAUAAAUGUGAAUUAUCUAAACUAUUAAA